AGCGCCGCGGCUGUGAUAGGCAGAGAGAGCAAUAGGGAGAAAUGAGUAAGAGCCAGAGCUGAAAUAGUGUACGGCGUAAUUCCUGCUCUGUGAUCACAGAUACUCCAAGUGCAAAAACCAGGAGAGGGGACAGAGAGAGGCGGUUAUCAGCUCAACCUUUGCAACCGGCUCAGGACUGAACGCCUAUAGAUAUUUAUAGAUAUUAAAACAAAAACAACAACCUUGCCCUGAAUAGAGCCUUUCUUUAAAAGAAGGUCCUGGCAAUUCUGUCUUAUUUAAGCAAUUUCCUGAGUCUAAGAAUAGAAAUGAGCUGCCUGGAGGAAGGCACUGCAGGCUGAAAUUUGGAGACAUAGGCUGCUUUAUUUUAUUUUUCUAAGUAUAAAAACCUUCCAUUUGGAUACUGGAUUUUUAUGUCGGUCUUGGAAGCGGAGGGAUGUAUGGUUACUUUUAAUUUUACUUUUUCUCUCUCUCUUUUAAUUUAAAAAAAAAACUGUCUUCCAGUUAAAAAGCAAGGAAACCGUUUUACCUGCAUGUGACAAUCCCAGAGGACACCGAUCAAGAAACAGGGGAUUGACUUGGUCUUCUGCACUACUUUACUCCUACCCCAUUUUUUUUAGGGGGAGAGAAGGAUUUUUCCAGUCCAAGAAUCUCUUGCCCCCAAGUUUUGGAAGGGGGUUGAAGACUUGUCACCCGUCUGGGGGUGCAUGAAGGGUAUUGGUUUUCUUUCUCUGUUAACUUGGUUUUGUGAAGGGUUGGAAGAGAAUUUUGCCUUCCUGACUUGCCUGGAACAAGAGGAUGAUUUGGAAAUGGCUGGGCGCUUUGCUGCUUUUCCCCGUGCAGAUGGUUUAUUUGGUGGUGAAGGCUGCCGUGUGCAUGGUGCUGCCGCCCAAGCUCCGAGACCUGUCUGGGGAGAACGUGCUCAUCACCGGAGGCGGCAGAGGCAUCGGCCGCCAUCUGGCCAGGGAGUUUGCUAAACGAGGAGCCAGAAAGAUCAUCCUGUGGGGUCGAACUGAGAAAUGCCUGAAGGAGACCACAGAGGAAAUCAGGAUGAUGGGGACAGAAUGCCAUUAUUUCAUUUGUGAUGUAGGAAAUCGAGAGGAGGUCUAUCGGCAAGCCAAAGCUGUGCGGGAAAAGGUGGGUGAUAUCACUAUCCUGGUGAACAAUGCUGCUGUGGUCCAUGGUAAGAGCCUGAUGGACAGCGAUGAUGAUGCACUGCUCAAAUCACAACAUAUAAACACUCUGGGACAGUUCUGGACCACCAAAGCAUUCCUGCCAAGGAUGCUGGAGUUGCAGAAUGGACACAUUGUUUGCCUGAACUCUGUCCUGGCCUUGUCAGCCAUCCCUGGUGCCAUUGACUACUGCACCUCCAAAGCCUCGUCCUUUGCCUUUAUGGAGAGCCUGACCUUGGGGCUGCUGGACUGUCCCGGAGUGAAUGCCACAACAGUCCUGCCCUUCCACACGAGCACAGAGAUGUUUCAGGGCAUGAGAAUCAGGUUCCCUAAUCUUUUUCCUCCUCUCAAGCCAGAGACAGUGGCUAGGAGGACAGUAGAAGCCGUUCAGAUGAAUCAAGCCUUCCUGCUCCUUCCAUGGACAAUGCAUGUUCUUGUCAUCCUAAAAAGCAUUCUCCCUCAGGCAGCACUUGAAGAAAUCCACAAGUUUUCUGGGAGCUACACCUGCAUGAACACUUUUAAAGGACGAACAUAGACUUGAUGGUGCAAGGACUAUUCUUCAGUGAAACCAACACAAGCCUGAAAACCCUGACAAGACUGUGAAUCAGCAGUCUUGGCUUUUAGCCUGUUCAUGUGACUUGUGCUGCUGUGAGGCAACACAUUUCUUGCAGGUCAUAUCCAUAGUAACAUGACCUUUGCACAGGAUUGAAUGACUAGACUAUGGACCCUUGGAAAGAAAAACAAAAAGUGUGAAAUGUUUAUAUGAUGUUUAAUUCUUUAGAGUUCAAUUGUUAAAUCUACUCAUAGUUUUAAGAUGUAAUUUUUGUUUCGAAAAUGUCUGUAGGCUGUCUCAGCUGAGAGGCAGCACAUCACACCCCAUACUUUAUCCCCUCUCUUCAGAGGAACUGCAAUUACAAACUGCUACUGGUUUCAUUUCAGCUUUUUGAAUGGGGAACUUAAAAAAUACUUUGAAGAACUAUAAGUUAUGGACAUUUAAUGGAAGCUUCCUUCCCUUCCUUCACUUUACAUCCAUUGACGAAGCUGUUCCCAACGCCCAUCGGGGAAGGUGCAAACUAUGGAGCGAUAUUUUCUUUGUUAAAGGCCACCCAGGACUCCCAUCUGGAAGGACUGUGCUGGGCCCAAGAAAGCUGUCUGUCUUCACCUGUGAAGGCUGGAGAGGAAUGUUCAGCCAGAAGAGCAGACAGUUUGAAUAGUGGAACAUUCUUUCUGUCACUGAACUCAUAUAUGAAACUUAAUUGUCUUUCUGAAUAUUUUUGUUCAUUUAUGAUAAAAUAUAUAUAUAUAUUUUUAGCAUUAAUCCCAGAUUGCCACACACGUAGGCAGCAUCACACUGGGGAUGAACUUAAAACUAGAGCCUGCUUGUACAAACAUACAUUCACUGACAUAAUCCAUGCAGAGGAAAACCCAUUGUAUCAGUCUGCACAGUGAAGUAAGUGGAAUAAUGCUCUAAAAAUAGAAGAGACAGUACUGUAGUGCUCAUGAAAUGUGAAGUUUGGAAGCACAGUUAGCAAAGACCUGAUUAAAUGCACGUUGAAUUCAACUGGGAAUAUACCCAUUAUUUUUUAGGGGCAUUGAAUCAGGCACUGAUCAGCCAAAAGUGAUAAAUACUGCUUGGACUGAAAUGCCAGAAGCAGCUAGACGUUAUUUAUUUUUGUAAUGAUAUAUUCUCUUUGACAGCCUAGUAAGAGCAACACUGCAUUCCUAUGCCAGAUGCAGUGUGCAGCACUAGGCAUAGUAAUGUAGCUGAAACAUACUGGAACACUACUAAAAGAUGAAUUAAUAUAAUUGCAAUACAGGAAAGUAGCAAGCUUAACUGGAGAACACCUGAAUGAAGUGCCUCAAGGAAGGCCAUGUGGUUAAAACAAAGGAGUGAAUUUAGGGCUCCUGACUUGAAUUUCGAGCUUUUCCAUAGAUGUCCUGUGUGACCUGGGGCAAGAUGCAUAAUUUCAAGGUGCACCCUUACCGGCAAAACAGAUAUUUCUUGUGUUUUCCUACCUCAAAAGUUUUAAGUCUGACUACCUAAAUAUUUGUCAAAAGCUUAGCAAAUUCAAAUGGAACAUGCUAUACAAAGGAAAAGCAGUAUUUGUUCAUAAACCAAUAGGUUCUAUAGAAAAAUUUAAAAGAGGAAAAAAACGCAUAUGCUGAAAUAUAUAACUUCCUAAAGGAGAUCUGAGUUACAGCAGAAAAGCUGCGAGCUGUAUUUGAGAUAUUCCUCUGGUUCUGCCAUGUAGAAUGGAGACCAACUACUUGGGUGAAAUGAUGUGAAUGUUACAACUGGAAGGUCUGACCCUCACUGCAGAUCAGUAGGCACAUCUCUUCUUGAGCAGUUCAAGAGGAAGAUAUUGCCAAAAGUGCCACUGGUGCCAGCCCCUCUGCCUGCACGGGGCUUGUGAGGAGCUCUCCUGUCCGGGUCAGUGCUUUCCUUCUGAGUGCAAAACAUACAAGCUGUAGCACUGUGCCAGCUUUGAAAAGGUUUCUUACAAUGGAGUUUUGUUUUGAAUUGCUAGAUGUCUGAGGCUCUCUGGAGAGGAUGAAAAGAAACUUUGAUCUCUGUAAUUUUGACACCCACCCUAAUAGAUGCUUUCAGCUUUAUUUUUUGACAAUUUUUUGAGAAGAAACCCAGUGCAUUGAAAACACAAGUGCAAUGAGGGGGGAACUCUUCCAGGAUCUGCCAGGAAUACUGAAGGUACCAUAUUUAUCAAGAGAUGUUGGGAGGGGAAGGGAUGAUUAUACAUACCUCCCCUUAUGCACUCCAGUACUUGCUAGUUUCUUAUUAAUCAGAGUCAGGCAUGCCAGGCUUGUAGAUGCAAGAGCGAACAGAACUGGUGAAAGAGGGCACCCCGCUGUGUCCCCCUUAAAUUAAACCUUUAUGCUGAGAUUCUAUUCAUUGGUGACAUCUUAAUGCAAAAGUGGGGUAAAAACUUGAACACACAUUGAAAUUAACUCCCCGCCCAUCCCCAAAUCCUGUCCUUUAGAUGAAUCUGCCCUUUUCCUGCAUUCCAUAAAAGGUGUUGCCUAUCUUCAGUGGUUGUCUUACAUACUAAGUGCUGUUGAUUUCUUUCUAAUUAAUCUAAACAAGUCAGAACAUUCUGAGACUCUCAACUCGCUCCUCUGAUACUCACACACAAACUUCCCUCUUUCCCUCAGGGUCUCUGAGCGGACAACAGGUCAAAUAGCAGUCACAGUGGGGGAGAGGUAUGCAGCAAACAGAAAAUAAUGAGGAAAACAUUGACUUUGCUUUUCAGAUAGUAAGGAAGAGUUGAGUAAGAGUUUCUCCUCUUGUGAGUGUUGCGAGAUAGAAUGCUCUCCGUCCAGUGAGCUACCCGCAAAUUUGGAUGGAUACAUUUGAAGACUUUUUUUUUUUAAUAGAAAGGCUCCUUUGGAAUGCCUGCUGAGGUCUACUGUCCCUUUUCACAUAAGGUUAGUAUUGGGUAAUCUUGAAGUGCUGCAAAUGUGGACAAGCUUUGUUGAAGCCUAAGGCCUUCUCAAAGGAAUUUCCGCCCUUUGACUUAUUUUAAUUUUGGUUUUCCUUGCUCUCUCCACUGCCUCCUGCUUUCCACUGCACAAUUAUUUUUUUUUCCUUCUGUUUUCCUAUGUCAUUACUGCACUUUUCAGUGUCCCCAUCUUGAAGCCAGAUGUCAUACAAAGAGUCUGGAGUAAAUCUAAAUCAGGGUAUAUAUUUAUUAUCCCGCUGGAGGAAUCUAGGUGAAGCUGUAGGAGCAGGUCACAGAAAUUUCAUGUGAAAUUAGCUAAGUUGUACUUAGCUAAGUUUUACUUGCUCCAAUCCUUGAAGAAGUAGAAGACCCCUUACUAUCAUUUCUAUACUGGAGAUUGCUACUGUUUUAAAAUCAGAAUUAUAGAGAAACAUUAGCCGUUUUGGGUCAGAUGUUCUCCUGACAUAAAAUGACCCUAUUUAGAUGAGAGGAUUUUUCAGUUCCAGGUGUUUUCGGAGGAUGGUGUUUGUACAAAGUAAUAUUCAGAAUUAGCAAGGCGGGGCAGGGAGAGGAGGAGUCCUUUGUGAGUAAAUCUGAUUCCUCGUGUUCAAUAUUGGAUUUUGGUUUUGAUGAGGAAAAAAAAAAUCAUGUUCCCUCAUGCACCCUUGGUGAACUUCAAAAAGGUCCUUCCAGCUGUAUCCCUGCUGAUACCAUGUUUUUAGCAGGAUGAAGAAAAGGAGUGAGCCCUGAAAGUGGGAACUAUACCCUACCUACUCAUCCAUUGUGCUGCUGAGGUUAAAAAGUGAGAGAGUCCAUCCCUAUAGUUCUUCUAGAACUUCACAGAAAGUGCCUGGGCAAGUGUUUGUGAUGUUUGCAAAGAGAAACUUGUUGUACUUUUAUGUAAUGUGUUAAUUAGUGUGGGUGGAUAUGAUCAGAUCUAGUCUUGCAAGCCUUUCAGACAACUCCCUGAACACUCCCACCUUCAGAUAUUAACAGAUAGCACUGCACUUGCCAAAUCUCAUAAAAACCCAGUAACAGACUUAAUGCAGGCAGAGCAUAAGUGGGUGCAUUUAUUUCGAAGAGAACACAUCUGUUUGUAGCAGACAUUAAUUUGGCCCAGUGUUUUCCUCUAGCUGAAAUGCAACUGUUGAGAAAAGAAUACAGGGUGACCUUGGAUCACCUAUUUUGUUUUCAUUUCUUCAUGUGGCUUUAAUAAACUUAAUCUGGGUGACAGCCACUUUUUUGAUAGCCUUUGUUCAUAAAUUUGGGGGUGAAUCAAGAUUAUGCCAAAUGUAAUCUUUUGCAUUUUUCCCCAAACAACCAACAGCCCUGAGAAUCAGAAUAUUCUGCGCUGUCUUUGUAGCUCUCACCUCCCUGGUGCUAAGAUCCUUCAACCUGCUAUUGCUUCUCAGCCUCAUGGAGUGGAGACUAAGCGAAACCCGUCAGUCACAAGCAGCAGUUACAUUCGCUAGUGAACAGAAUCCUCUUUGUAAGAGUGCCUUUCUGAAGGAGAAAGUGCCUUUCUGUUCCAGGAGAGUGCCUGUCUGUUCCAGUAGAAACACGUACCGAUCCAGCCUGUGUGAACUGGACAAAACUGAAAAGAAUAGACCUCUGAGGAGACAAUUUAUAGCUUCACACCUUCCCAAACAAAGAGUCCAAACUUAUUAGUUCCUUACACACACCUUUGCUAUGGGCAUUAUGACAUAUUAACACAGAAAAAAAAAAUCACGGCAAGUGUAUAUGCUGAUUUUUCUGCAUAAAUCUAGAAAGAACAGUGCCUCCUUAAAUGAGGGAAGAAGGCACUCUAAUUUGAGCUUGAGAGUGACCGAAGAGUAAGAAUAUGAGAAAAUAAAAUAGAGGAUAGAUGCAGCCUUAGGGGGAGUGUGGUGGCCCUAAAACAAAAUAGAGGAGAGAUGCAGCCUUAGGGGGAGUGUGGUGGCCCUAAACAGACAGAGGUGAGACGCCACCUUAUAUUCCUGAAGUUAUAUCAUAAUAGAGGCAUGUGCUUUCCAUCCAAAUACAAAGUCUAUAAAAUAAGUGUGUUCUUUCCCUUGCUAAUGCCUAUGGGUCACCAUGCCCUAAAAAGCAGGCCAUUAACUUUGUAGCCUGCUGGGUCAGAACACCCCAAUACGCCAGUUACUGUUUGCUGUCUCUUGGGUUUUUUUGAGGAAGAGAAAGCAACCCAUAUACGUAAAACCAAGGAAGGGUCAGUUUGACUCACCACUCACUUUUUCCUAGCCAGCUGCAAAGGUCAUCCAUCAUGCCUAGGUAUGAAAAGGACAUGUGGUUCUCUGGCUUGUGUUAGUAAUCAUGCUGACCUAGUGCUACUGGGAAGAUGUUUAGUUUCCUGGUUUUUUUCUUAUGCAAAAGCAUUCUUUUCAUUUGAAUUCUAUUGAUCUGAAAGACUUGCCUCUGUAUUGUACAGGCUUUUCACAGACAGGCAUGCUAGGCAUGAAAUUUCCCUGUCUAUGUUAAUGAAAUGAUCAUGAAAAGAAUAGAAAAGUGAAAAGUUGUUGUUUGACAUCUUCCUGAAGCAUCUUCUUCCCCAAGCCAUGUGGAAUUAAUGUAGAGGAACACUGUUGGAAUAUCAGUGCCUUAAAUCUAGACAUCUCAGAAGCCUGCUGGCUUCUGUAUGAAAAUGACCCUGGCUUCCAAAAUUGACUUUCUCUAUGUAUUCUGAGGCAGUCUGGCACUGAGAUUGGUUACCUGAGCAGAUCACUAUUACGGUGCGCUAGUACAGAGGAAGACUGCAUGGAAAGCUGAGAUACCUAUAAUCAUUGAGCAAAUCAAUUUAAAAUUCUGGUCCCACAUGAGACUUUUUAAUAAAACAUUUUUUAAAAAAACAUUUUUUUAAAAAAUGAAGUACUGCAGUGAUGUCUGUAGUUGCCUUUAGGUGCCUGAGAGUAACCUACAUGACUCCCAGAAGUCCUGCCUCAGAUUUGACCCCUGACUGGUUCCUUCCCUUGAGCCACCGUGUGCAAACAUUGGGCAUUGUGAAUACAGUAACUGAAACGCUUUUUCGUCUUCCUUUUUUAGCAUUAGGCACUUAGGAGCAUAGCCACCACCUCUGCUCCUGCUUUGGGCAUUCCUAUUGAUCUGAUGAGUGUUCCCACACACUGUUCUGGCACAUUACAGUAUUAACAUUAGCUGUAAGAAAAGGAGGCAACCAUUGCUAUCUUUUCCAGGAAAGUCAACUAUUAGUGCCUUUAUGCAGAGAGAGGCCUGAAAUAAAUGCAGCGGUGAUAUGGUUUCUAGAAUAUUUUGGCUAUAUUAAAAACGCUGUCAUAUGGAAUAAGGGUUUAUAAUAAUAAGGCCUCAUCUCGGAAGAAUGUUAGCAGAAGACAGAAAUGGUCAUAAUGGAAAAGAAGUGAUAUGCGAACACAUAGUUCUUCUUCCUGGAGCCUGCUGGGAAUGCUGAUUUCAUGCAGAUAUGGCAUAGCGAAGUCAGUUCACUCGCAUGGUCAUUAUACCCCCUGCAACUUUGCCUACUACAAGUAAUGGCAGAGGUGACAGGCUCAUUGUCUCUGCUCUCUCAACUGUUGAAGGUAGAAAAAUAAGUGCUUUAAAAAAAAAAUCCAUCCAUCAGAGAACAAAGCAAUUCUUUGGUUCAGUGUCAGCCUGAUAUAAUGGAGAAGACUCUCUCAGGUACCAAAAGAAAAGCCACAGCAUCUCCUAGCUAAUUCCUUGAUGUCUCAGGCCCUAUUUCCCCUUUUUAAUAAUAAAUGAACUGGGAAGAAAAUGAUUGACUCAAAUCAGCAACAGGAUUAAACAGAAUCACAAAUCA
This is a messenger RNA of Chroicocephalus ridibundus (black-headed gull), 8408 nucleotides long. It is a transcript of the gene DHRS3, whose product is annotated as dehydrogenase/reductase 3. The transcript is spliced from 6 exons. Gene Ontology annotation, cellular component: lipid droplet. Gene Ontology annotation, molecular function: all-trans-retinol dehydrogenase (NAD+) activity. Gene Ontology annotation, biological process: regulation of retinoic acid receptor signaling pathway; retinoid metabolic process. The record is from RefSeq and is a predicted model, not a curated record. Lineage: Eukaryota; Metazoa; Chordata; Aves; Charadriiformes; Laridae. Bases 796 to 1704 code for a protein of 302 amino acids.